This is a messenger RNA of Fulmarus glacialis (Northern fulmar), 1187 nucleotides long. RefSeq names its product torsin-1A-interacting protein 2-like. Gene Ontology annotation, molecular function: ATPase activator activity. Lineage: Eukaryota; Metazoa; Chordata; Aves; Procellariiformes; Procellariidae. The annotation marks the transcript as partial. The record is from RefSeq and is a predicted model, not a curated record. Gene Ontology annotation, cellular component: membrane. Gene Ontology annotation, biological process: membrane organization. The transcript is spliced from 3 exons.
CCAGGCUGGCCCACGAUAAAAUGGACAGCAAAGGAGACAGCCCUGUCCACCAGGAAACACGGGAGGACCGGGAGACAAGCAAGCAAUGUGAAAGCUCCUACACAGCAGAGGAAGAUGCUUCAUCAAGAAGCCAGUCACUGAGCUCUGACAGUAAAAUGACACAUUUGGAUGUGACUGCCACAGAAGACGUCACCAAGGGCCUCUUGGCAGAGAAGAGUACCAGUGCUCCUCUCCUAGAUCAGGAGCCAGAAGAGCACAUAGAGCAAGAAACACAGGAGAGCGGAUCCCAAGGCACGUUAAGGAACAGACAUGGGACCAAAGGGCACACAGCCCCAAAGCCAGAGGCUCAGUCCUGCUUGCAGAACAUCACCACCCAAAACACAGACCAGGAGAAGGCCAAAGAGUCCCUCUUGCUGAAAGGGCUUGUCAUCGUGAGCCUCGUAUUGCUCGGCUUCUGCAUACUCUGCUUUGGCAACCCGACCUCCAAGUCCCAGCAAGCCCCCAAGAACCCCACGGUGGAGGCCUUUCUGUCCCAGUUCAACCAGCUGCCAGACAGGUUUCCAGGGCAGAGUCCCCACCUGUGGCUUCGCGGGCGUAAGUUCCUGCAGAAGCACCUCAACACGUCCCACCACACGCAGCCGGCCAUCAUCAUCUUCACAGCUGCCCGCAAGGGUGAGCGGACCUUGCGAUGCCUUAGCGCCUGUGUGGCUGACACCUACUCGGCUGCCCUGCGUGCCAGCACGGUCCAGAUCGAUGGCACAGAUAAAUCCAGGCUCCAGAGUGAUGAGGCCAAGCUGGAGGUGGACUCAGAGCUGAGCUCAGCUUUCCAGGCUGGGGGCCGUGCUGCGGUGAUACACCGCUUUGAGUUGCUGCCGGCGGGGGCCACCCUCAUCUUCUACAAAUACUGCGACCACGCAAGUGCUGCUUUCAAGGACGUGGCCCUGCUGCUGACCGUGCUGCUGGAGGAGGAGAUGCUGGAGACCCACAUCAACCUCCAGCAGGUGGAAGAGAGGGUCCGCGACUUCCUCUGGGCCAAAUUCACCCACACCAGGACCCCCAGCUCCUACGACCACAUGGACUCCGACAAGCUGAGUGGGCUGUGGAGCCGCAUCUCCCACCUGGUCCUACCGAUCCACCCGGUGCAGACCAUUGAGAAGGGGGGCUGCCAUGUCCACUGCAAACCCUAG